Penicillium subrubescens is the source of this 1455-nucleotide messenger RNA. RefSeq lists its product as uncharacterized. The transcript has 5 exons. The record is from RefSeq and is a predicted model, not a curated record. NCBI's taxonomy places the organism in Eukaryota, Fungi, Ascomycota, Eurotiomycetes, Eurotiales, Aspergillaceae. Bases 1 to 1455 code for a protein of 484 amino acids.
AUGCGCUACGAGACCUGGGAUGUCCUGCUUUUCCCGGCGAGCUCCAGGGUCCCAAUCCAGGAGUUCAAAACUCAAUGCUUCGUGACCAGGGACCUUGAAUCCCCUUAUCUCCAGAGUCCGGAGAUUCUCGGUCCAAUUGCUUUCUACCGUUCUCAGGCCAGUGUUGGGCGGAUCCCCGUUUUGACCUCUUUCAUCCCCAGUCUGGUCCGCGGAGCUGCAUUUCGCAUCUCAAUUCACAACUGGGACAAGCCUAAGCCCAGCCGGUUGAUCGAGAGCAUGAUGCAGCCAGAUGAUGUGCUGUUGUAUGAGGCCCGGGUCUUCAUUGAUGGUGAAUGUGUUGCUGCCGGUGUCUUCGGGCAGAGAGCGGCGUGGCCGUAUGUGAUCGGUAUCGACCGCGAUGGAAACCAGGACUAUCUCCGCUUUCCCCAGUUCCACUCUGAGAUCCUCGAACAGCGACACUGGGAUGCCGGCGAUGCAAUGGGCCGAAUCAAGAUUAUGCUUUCGGAAGGCUUUUCUCGUCCGAAUCGCUCGCCGCCGUUUGAAAGAGUCAAAGAUGCUAUCAUCUUCUCUUUCCAGCAUGCUCCUGAGCAAAUUUUGGAGUUUUCCCAAAUCGCAUGGCCAAACCCUUCCAUGUGGGGUCAGGAUAUACCCCGGCCUCUCUACAACGGCGUCCAGGGAAGUCUUGACCCGAAGGAGCCAGAUGAUAUUCAUGCGCAUUCGCCCCGAAAGCGUGAGACUUGUGCGCCCAUGACCUCGAUGGCAUUAGUGGCAUCAACCGGUCAGUUCAGCACUACCCAAGCACCCAUCGUGUCCAACAACGCUUGGGCUGCGGGCCGGGCCUUUCCCCUCCCGACUUCCCAGUGGCAUGCGCAAAGCCAGGCCCAGAAUCCCCGGUGGACAGGCCAACAGGGUCGCUACCAAGAGGCCUUCAUCGAUCCAUCCGUGGACCCUUUCAUCAAUGACCCGACCUGGCGACACCGCGGUGCUCGCUCAUCCCGCGAUGACGUCCCCAUGCCAGACUACAGCUCCAACAGCAGCCGGGCCAUUUCCAGCAUGACCGAAAUGAGCUACGAACUCAGCAAGCACCUUGACUCCCACAAAGCCUCCCAUUAUUCGCCCCCCCCUUCGAGCGCCGCUGCUGCUAUGGCCACCCUGAUGCCCACUGCCAAUGAUACUCCGGCAACCAUCCGCAAGGCAAGCAGCCAGACUCCGGGUGCUGGGCGUACUUUGGGCCUUCGUGAGCGUUCUCAGGCUAGCAGCCGUGAUGUUUCUGACUCUGUCAGCAUCCCGGCAGAGAAGGGUUCUCCAACCAAGAUUGGAGCUAGCCCCAGCGCCAAUGUGAAGAGCCGGAAGGAAGGAGAUAAGGAGAAAGAGAAGGAGAAGGAGAAUGACCAGGCACAGAAGGAGAAUGAAAGUGUCGGCAGUUCCAGCACCAGCACCAGCACCGAGCUGUAG